Molecule: messenger RNA, 1669 nt
Organism: Linum tenue
Lineage: Eukaryota; Viridiplantae; Streptophyta; Magnoliopsida; Malpighiales; Linaceae
Source: the annotation of a GenBank genome assembly
GGCUUGGCUUCUAUUUAAGGAAAGCUGAAGAUGCAUUGUUCAGGAAUCAGUGGAUGCAUUCUCCCAAAUCAGACAGUACAAAAGAGAGGAAAGAAAACACAAACCCACCAAACAGAAAGGAAUUGAUGAGAGCAUAGAGAGGAGAGGGGAAGGAGAAGCACAAAAAAAGCUGACUUUAAAGCUUUAGAAUAGGAAGUUUGCUUCUGAAUGAAACAAUGGAUGCCCACAAAAGGUUAACAUCACAUCUUCAAGCAACCAAACCAAAUGCCUUCCCAUGUACCCUGUUCCCAUUCAUAUAAGGAAAGCAUUCCUGCCAAAUACAGCAAAAGGGAAGGAAGAGGGCUGAAAUAGGAUUAAAAGAAAGAGAGCCUCUCAAUCUCUGUCUCUCUAUCUUUCUCUUGUUCCUGUUUCUGGUAGAGCAGAGGAAAACCCAGAAAAAUGGAGGCAUUCAUGUUGCAGAACCUCUUCAAUGGAGGCAGAGAAGCCCAAAUCCAAGCUGCCUCCGAGAUGGUCAAACUCAGCAGCAAACUGAGGCAGAAGUUAGUGGAAGGUGGAGUCAUUCUCCCUUUGAUCACCAUGCUUCAGUCUCAGGACUAUGAAUCCAUCCAAGCUUCACUCUUUGCAUUGCUCACCCUUGCCUUUGGCAGUGAAAGGAACAAACGAAGGAUGGUGAAAUCAGGCGUGGUAGAUGUGCUACUCCACCUCCUCCAAUGGCAGGAAGAGUCAUUGACAGAGCUAACAGUAGCAGCUCUACUCAUCCUCUCCUCUUGCGGGCCAAACAAGCCACUCAUCGCAUCAUCAGGAGCCAUCCAAAUCCUAGUCGAUUCAAUCCCCAUUCUAACCACCACCCAAUCAAAGCUCGACACUUUGACCACACUCCACAAUCUCUCCACCUGCAACCAGGCAAUCCCACACCUCGUCUCAUCAGGGCUAGUCCCCACAUUGCUCCAACUCCUAACCCAACAUUCUUCCUACCCAAUUCAACCAGAGCUGGCGGACAAGGCAAUGGCGCUGCUGGAAGCCGUCGCGAUCUCGUCGGAGAGGGCCGUGGCCCAGGCCGCCGGAGGGAUACGGGUGCUGGUGGAGAUGGUGGAGGAAGGCAGCCCACAGGGGAAAGAACAUGCCGUUGGGGUGCUGGUGCUGAUUUGCCAGAGCUCGAGGGAGAAGUACAGAGGGUUGAUCCUGAUGGAAGGCGCCAUGCCCGGUUUGCUGCAGCUGAGCAUUGAUGGGAGCUGGAGGGCGAGGGGUUUGGCUCAGGAGCUGCUGAUGAUGCUUCGAGGGGAUUGCGAUGGUGGGUCGAGAGGGAAGCAGUGGAAGCAGGAGAUGGUGGAGAGGGUGAUGCAGGAGAUCGAUGCUGCGGAAGGGGAGGAGGAGGAAGUAUUCAUGGGGAGUGGUGGAAGUAGUACGCUGAGAUUGGUGGAAGAGAUGAUUGCGAAGCUGAGUACCUGAUUUUGGUUUAGAUUUUGGGAUUAGGGUUCUUACUUCUUAGGGAAUUGGGGUUCCAGCUUUUGUACAUAAAAAAAAACAGAGAUUGAUUCGAUUGGGUCUUUUAGGAGCGGAGAAGAGAUGAUUGCUAAAUGCUAACCAGAGAGCUAGAUAAUGUACUCUUCCCAGGCCCGAGAAAAUAUCAAUGGAUACCUUCAUUUCACUAGACUUUAUCAUAAUGCAC